Rhea pennata is the source of this 23530-nucleotide messenger RNA. RefSeq names its product nebulin (gene NEB). Gene Ontology annotation, molecular function: actin filament binding. The record is from RefSeq and is a predicted model, not a curated record. Lineage: Eukaryota; Metazoa; Chordata; Aves; Rheiformes; Rheidae. The transcript is spliced from 163 exons. Gene Ontology annotation, biological process: cardiac muscle thin filament assembly. Gene Ontology annotation, cellular component: Z disc. The coding region runs from base 1 to 22824 and encodes 7607 amino acids.
AUGCUGGAGGAAGAGCUGAGCCCGUGCUGCACCAUCAGGGAAAACGAAGAGGAGAUCGUCAGAUUUCCUCAUGAAAAAGAGGAGCCUGAGCCACCUAAGACAUACUACAUUGAGGAGACAGUUAUUGAGGAGGGUGAACCACAUGAGGUGAUCACUGAGAUCACUGAGACCACAGAAUCCACGGGUCCCCAUACCACCAUAUAUACAGUUGAGCAUGAAAAGCCUUCCAUUCAGCAUCAAAAACCUGUUACGCAUGGAGCACCUCCAGUCAGAAAGAGGACAAUACGGACGAAAGUAGACCCAUCCAAGUUUUUGACACCUUAUCUGCAACACAUUUGGCUGGUGAAACAUCUGGAAAUACAUCAGUUUGAAACUCCCAAAGAGAGUAAAAUCAGUUGGAGAAAAGAAAAAGGAAAGCCAUAUGCUUCAACAAUUGAUACCCCCGAACUUCGGCGAAUCAAGAAAGUACAAGACCAGCUCAGUGAGGUUAAAUACCGCAUGGAUGGUGAAGUUGCUAGAACUAUUUGCCAUGUUGAUGAAAAGGCCAAGGAUAUAGAACAUGCAAAGAAGGUCUCACAGCAAGUGAGCAAGGUGUUAUAUAAACAGAAUUGGGAGGAGAAUAAAGACAAGUACCUACUUCCCCCAGAUGCUCCAGAACUUGUGAAUGCAAUAAAAAAUACAGCAAUGUUUAGUAAGAAACUCUAUACAGAAGACUGGGAAGGAGAUAAAACAUUAUUCUAUCCAUACAAUGACAGUCCAGAGCUCAGGAGGGUGGCACAGGCCCAAAAGGCUCUGAGUGAUAUUGUCUACAAAAAAGGUCAUGAUGAACGAAAAUCUAAAUACACUUCUCUGCCAGAUCCACCUGAUGUGGAACUAGCCAAGAAAGUGACAAGGCAACUCAGUGAUAUUAACUACCAUGAAGACUAUAAGAAGAAGAUCAAAGGCAAGUGGAGUCAAACUCCAUGCUAUGAUGUUGCAAUUGCAAAAAUGAAUUCAGAAAAUUUAAGUAUGAGAAAAUACCAGGAAGACUUUGAGAGCAUGAAAGACCAAAUCUACUUUAUGCAGACUGAAACUCCAGAAUAUGAAGCAAAUAAGCGACUUGGAAAUAAUGUCAGUAAGAUAAAAUACAGAGCAGAUUAUGAAAAGAACAAAGCUAUUGCAGAUUAUAAUGUACUUCCUGCUACAGAGAACCCUUUGCUGAGGCAAUUAAAAGCUGCAGGAAAUGUGUUGAGUGAUAAAUUAUACAAAGAAGCCUAUGAACAAUCAAAAGGAACAAGCAUGAAUUAUUGUGACACUCCGAAGUUUCAGACUGAUAGUGUUCUGAAAAAUUUUAGUGAUGUAAAAUAUAAAGAUGCAUAUCAAAAGAAUAUUUUAGGACACUAUUUAGGGAGCUAUGAGGACCCAUAUCAUACACAUUGUAUGAAAGUUGAAGCUAUGAAGAGUGAUAAAAAUUACAAAGCAGAUUAUGAGGAGGAUAAGUCAAAAUGCUAUUUCCCUCAGACUAUAACCCAAGAAUAUGAAGCUAUUAAGAAGUUAGAUCAGUGUAAAGAUCAUACCUACAAAAAACACCCUGAUCAAAUCAAAUUUACUCAAGUGGCAGACUCUCCAGUGCAGAAGCAAGCAGAGAUCAAUAGCAAACAGCUAAGUGAUUUGAAGUACAAAGCUAAACAUGAAAGUGAGAAGUUCAAAUGUUCUAUACCACCAGAUGCUCCGUUUUUCCUCCAGUCUCGUGUCAAUGCAUAUAACAUUAGUGAUAAUUGUUACAAGUAUGAAUGGGAAAAGUCUAAAGAUAAGCAGUUUGAAAUCAAAGUUGAUGCAAUUCCACUUCUUGCAGCUAAGGCUCACAAUAAAAUUGCAAGUGAUGUGGAAUACAAGAAAGCAUAUGAGCAGAGUAAAGGGAAGAUGGUUGGAGCCCUGAGUGUUCAUGAUGAUCCCAAGAUACUACAUUCCAUGAAAGUGGCCAAACAGCAGAGUGAUCGUGAGUACAAAUUGGCUUAUGAAACAUCAAAGACCAACUAUACGGCACCAUUGGACAUGAUCCCAGUUGUUCAAGCAAAAAAAUCUCAAGAAAUCGCCAGCAAUGUGGACUACAAGAACAUCCCUCAUACUUACUUUUAUCCUCCUGACAGCGUUAAUGUGGAGCUUGCAAAGAAAGCCUAUAGUCUUCAGAGUGAUAAUGAGUAUAAAUCUGAUUACAACAGUGACAUGAAAGGCUGUGGCUGGAUACCGUUGGGAUCCCUAGAAGUAGAGAAGGUUAAGAGAGCUUCAGAUAUUCUGAAUGAGAAAAAGUAUCGCCAGCAUCCAGACACCAUUAAGUUUACACAGAUUGAAGAUGAGCCUGUUAUGGUUCAGGCUAAAAUCAACCAGGCUCAGAGAAGUGAUGUACUGUAUAAAUCCAAAGGUGAAGAAGUUAUUCACAAGUACCACCUUCCUCCAGAUGUGCCUCAGUUUAUCCAGGCUAAAGUUAAUGCCUAUAAUAUUAGUGAUAACUACUACAAAAUUGGAUUGGAAGAAUUAAAAUCAAAGGGAUAUGAUCUAAGAAGUGAUGCUAUUCCUAUCAGAGCUGCCAAGGCUGCUAGACAGGCUGUCAGCGACGUUAACUAUAAAAAAGGCUAUGAACUUGCCAAGGGUAAACUUAUUGGCUUCCAGAGCCUCCAAGAUGAUCCGAAACUGGUUCAUUAUAUGAAAGUAGCCAAGAUGCAAUCUGAGCGAGAGUACAAGAAAGAUUAUGAGAAAACAAAAACUAAGUACAAUACCCCACUGGAUAUGGUCAAUGUUGUGGCUGCCAAGAAGGCUCAAGAGAUUGCCAGCAAUGCUAAUUACAAGAACCUCCUGCACCACUAUACUUAUUUACCAGAUGCAAUGAACUUGGAGUUGACCAAAAACAUGAUGGAGAUUCAGAGUGAUAAUGCAUACAAACAGGACUAUAACAGCUGGUUCAAGGGUAUUGGAUGGAGUCCUCUGGGUUCUCUGGAUGUUGAAAAAGCUAAAAAGGCUGGAGAUGCACUAAAUGAGAAGAAAUACCGUCAGCACCCAGACACCAUCAAAUUUACAAGUAUACCAGAUUCGAUACCAAUGGUUUUAGCUCAGCACAAUACCAAGCAACUGAGUGAUGUAACAUAUAAGCAGGAAGGUGAAAAAGUAAAACACAAAUACACUCUGGAUCCUGAUGUUCCACAGUUUAUUCAAGCCAGGGUCAAUGCCUUCAAUCUGAGUGAUGCUAACUACAAAGCAGACUGGAAAAAAACUAUUGCCAAAGGGUAUGAUCUGAAACCAGAUGCCAUUCCUAUUAUUGCUGCUAAAGCUUCUCAGAACAUUGCCAGUGGUUACAAGUACAAGGAAUCUUAUGAGAAAGAGAAAGGCAAACAGGUUGGAUACCGUAGCCUGCAGGAUGAUCCUAAACUUGUUCAUUACAUGAAUGUGGCCAAAAUGCAAUCAGAUCGUGAAUACAAAAAGGAUUAUGAAGUCACCAAGACCAAAUAUCACACUCCCUUGGAUAUGUUCAGUGUGACAGCUGCCAAGAAAGCCCAGGAAGCUGUUACAAACGCUGGCUAUAAACAGCUAAUCCACAAUUAUACGCUCUUGCCUGAUGCUGUGAACCUGGAACUAUCAAAAAAUAUGAUGCAGAUUCAGAGUGAUAAUGCCUACAAAGCAGAUUUUACUAACUGGUUAAGAGGAGUUGGUUGGAUGCCAAUUCAGUCAUUGGAUGUAGAAAAGGCCAAAAAAGCUACAGAGAUUCUUAGUGAAAAGAAGUAUCGCCAGCACCCAGACAAGCUGAAAUAUUCCAUUACGAUGGAUGCAAUGGAACAGGUGCUUGCUAAACAAAAUGCCAAGACCAUGAAUAAGAGGCUCUACACUGAUAAAUGGAACAAAGAGAAGACUAACAUUCACGUUAUGCCAGAUACUCCAGAAAUUCUGCAGUCUAGAGUGAACCAGAUCACCAUGAGUGAUAAACUAUACAAAGCUGGUUGGGAGGAAGAGAAAAAGAAAGGUUAUGACAUGCAGCCCGAUGCUAUUCCUAUAAAAGCAGCCAAAGCCUCCAGAGACAUUGCAAGUGAUUAUAAAUACAAACUAGCCUAUGAAAAAUCAAAAGGAAAGCAUAUUGGGUUCCGCAGUCUUGAAGACGACCCCAAGCUGGUGCACUUCAUGCAAGUGGCUAAGAUGCAGUCCGAUCGUGAAUACAAAAAAGAUUAUGAGAAAGCAAAAACUAAUUUUCAUACCCCAGUUGACAUGCUCAGUGUUGUGGCAGCCAAGAAGGCACAGGAGGUGGCUACAAAUGCAAACUACAGAAACUUGAUCCAUACUUACAAUAUUUUGCCAGAUGCUAUGAGUCUUGAAUUAGCCAAGAACAUGAUGCAGAUACAGAGCGAUAAUCAAUACAAAGCAGAAUAUGAUGAAAGUAUGAAAGGUGUUGGAUGGAUGCCAUUGGGCUCCUUGGAAGCUGAGAAAAACAAAAAAGCCAUGGAAAUUGUCAGUGAAAAGAAAUACCGUCAGCAUCCAGACAAGUGGGAGUACUCUGUUCCUAUGGACUCUAUGAACAUGGUCUUAGCUUUAAAUAAUGCAAAAAUCAUGGAUGAACACCGAUAUAAACAAGCAUGGGAAGAAGACAAAAAGAACGUUCAUAUCACACCAGAUAUUCCACAGAUUGCUUUAGCAAAAGCCAAUGCAUUUAAUUUAAGUGAUAAAAUGUACAGACUUUCCUUUGAAGAAUCUAGGAAGAAAGGAUACGAUCUCAGAGCUGACGCUAUCCCCAUUAAAGCUGCCAAAGCUUCUAGAGACAUUGCUAGUGAUUAUAAGUACAAAUUAGGUUAUGAACAAGACAAGGGAAAACUUGUAGGCUUCCGCAGUCUUCAGGAUGAUCCCAAGCUUGUCCAUUACAUGCAAGUGGCAAAGAUGCAAUCUGAUCGUGAGUACAAGAAAGCCUAUGAGACAAGCAAGACACAUUACCAAACACCUUCUGAUGCACUUAGUAUCAUGGCAGCUAAAGAGGCACAGGAUCGUGUAACCAAUACUAACUACAAGCGGCUGAUUCACCACUAUAUGCUUCUACCAGAUGCAAUGAGUUUAGAACUGUCCAGAAACAUGAAUCGGAUACAAAGUGAUAAUGAGUACAAGCACGAUUACAAUGACUGGUACAAGGGUGUUGGCUGGAGUCCUGCUGGUUCUCUGGAUGUGGAGAAAUCUAAGAAAGCUACAGAAAUUGCAAGUGACCAGAAAUACCGCCAGCAUCCCAGCAUGUUCCCCUUUACAAAACAGAAUGAUGCCAUGGACAUGGUGCUUGCAAAGCAGAAUGCAGAAAUAAUGAAUAAGCAUGCUUAUAUUCAAGCUUGGGAGAAGGAUAAAACUCAGAUUCAUGUGAUGCCAGAUACACCGGAUAUUCUACAGGCUAAGCAGAACAGUACGAACUACAGUCAGAAACUAUACAAGCUUGGCUGGGAAGAAAUGAUAAAGAAAGGCUAUGACCUCACACCUGAAGCCAUUUCAGUGAAAGCUGCCAAAGCUUCAAGGGAUAUUGCAAGUGAUUACAAGUAUAAAGAAGGCUACCGCAAGCAACAGGGACAUCACAUUGGAUUCCGCAGCUUACAGGAUGAUCCUAAGAUGAUGUGGUCUAUGCAAGUAGCUAAGAUGCAGAGUGAGAGGGAAUACAAAAAAGAUUUUGAAAAGUGGAAGACAAAGUUUAACAUGCCCGUGGAUAUGCUAGGCUUCCUUCUGGCUAAGAAAUGUCAGGAACUUGUUAGCGAUAUAGACUACAAACACAUGCUACACCGCUGGACUUGUCUGCCAGACCAGAAUGAUGUCAUUCAAGCAAAGAGGGUCUAUGAACUGCAGAGUGAUAAUCUGUAUAAAUCAGACCUACAGUGGCUCAAAGGUCUUGGAUGGAGUCCUUUGGGAUCUUUGGAAUCUGAAAAGAAUAAGAAAGCUUCUGAAAUCCUGAGUGAGAAGAAGUACCGGCAGCACCCAGAUACUAUUAAGUUCACAAGUAUCCCAGAUGCCAUGGACAUAGUUUUAGCAAAAUCUAAUGCCAAAAAUAGAAGUGAUAUACUGUAUAGAGAAGCGUGGGACAAGGACAAGACUCAGGUUCACAUCAUGCCUGAUACUCCUGAAAUCUUGCUGGCAAAAUCAAAUUUAAUCAACACAAGUGAUAAACUUUACAAGUUAGGAUAUGAAGAACUGAAGAAAAAAGGCUAUGAUCUUCCUCCUGAUGCUAUACCACUCAAGGCAGCAAAGGCAUCCAGAGAAAUAGCUAGUGAGUAUCAAUAUAAAACAGCUUACCGCAAGCAGCUUGGCCACCAUAUUGGAGCGCGGAACAUAGAGGAUGACCCAAAGAUGCUGUGGUCUAUGCACGUAGCCAAGGUCCAGAGUGACAGGGAGUACAAGAAAGCCUUUGAGAAGACAAAGACGCACUUCAGUAGCCCGGUGGACAUGCUGGGAAUUGUGUUGGCAAAGAAAUGUCAGGAGCUGGUCAGUGAUAUUGAUUACAAGCAUCCUCUGCAUCGGUGGACCUGUCUGCCGGACCAGAAUGAUGUUGUACAAGCGAGGAAAAUGUAUGACCUGCAGAGCGAUAUUGUGUACAAGUCCGAUCUCCAGUGGCUGAGGGGCAUUGGCUGGUUGCCAAGUGGUUCGUUGGACGAUGAGAAGAAUAAGCGAGCAUGCCUCAUCCUGAGUGACAAGAAGUAUCGGCAGCACCCGGACACCAUCAAAUUCACGAGCCCUGCUGACUCUAUGUCAAUGGUUCUGGCGAAGCACAACUCUGAGAUGAUGAACCAGCGCUCAUACACGUCAGCUUGGGAGAAGGAUAAAACCAGCGUUCACAUUAUGCCAGACACGCCUGAUAUUUUGCUAGCGCAGCAGAACAGACUGAACUACAGCGAGAAACUGUACAAGCUUGCUAUGGAAGAAGAGAAGAAAAAGGGGUAUGACCUGCGAGCAGAUGCCAUUCCUAUCAAGGCUGCAAAAGCUUCCAGAGAUAUUGCAAGUGAUUACAGGUAUAAAGAAGGCUAUCGCAAGCAGCUUGGCCACCAUAUUGGAGCGCGGAACAUAGAGGAUGACCCGAAGAUGCUGUGGUCUAUGCACGUAGCCAAGAUCCAGAGUGACAGGGAGUACAAGAAAGCCUUUGAGAAGACAAAGACGCACUUCAGUAGCCCGGUGGACAUGCUGGGAAUUGUGUUGGCAAAGAAAUGUCAGGAGCUGGUCAGUGAUAUUGAUUACAAGCAUCCUCUGCAUCGGUGGACCUGUCUGCCGGACCAGAAUGAUGUUGUACAAGCGAGGAAAAUGUAUGACCUGCAGAGCGAUAUUGUGUACAAGUCCGAUCUCCAGUGGCUGAGGGGCAUUGGCUGGUUGCCAAGUGGUUCGUUGGACGAUGAGAAGAAUAAGCGAGCAUGCCUCAUCCUGAGUGACAAGAAGUAUCGGCAGCACCCGGACACCAUCAAAUUCACGAGCCCUGCUGACUCUAUGUCAAUGGUUCUGGCGAAGCACAACUCUGAGAUGAUGAACCAGCGCUCAUACACGUCAGCUUGGGAGAAGGAUAAAACCAGCGUUCACAUUAUGCCAGACACGCCUGAUAUUUUGCUAGCGCAGCAGAACAGACUGAACUACAGCGAGAAACUGUACAAGCUUGCUAUGGAAGAAGAGAAGAAAAAGGGGUAUGACCUGCGAGCAGAUGCCAUUCCUAUCAAGGCUGCAAAAGCUUCCAGAGAUAUUGCAAGUGAUUAUAAGUAUAAAGAAGGCUAUCGUAAGCAGCUUGGCCACCAUAUUGGAGCGCGGAACAUAGAGGAUGACCCGAAGAUGCUGUGGUCUAUGCACGUAGCCAAGGUCCAGAGUGACAGGGAGUACAAGAAAGCCUUUGAGAAGACAAAGACGCACUUCAGUAGCCCGGUGGACAUGCUGGGAAUUGUGUUGGCAAAGAAAUGUCAGGAGCUGGUCAGUGAUAUUGAUUACAAGCAUCCUCUGCAUCGGUGGACCUGUCUGCCGGACCAGAAUGAUGUUGUACAAGCGAGGAAAAUGUAUGACCUGCAGAGCGAUAUUGUGUACAAGUCCGAUCUCCAGUGGCUGAGGGGCAUUGGCUGGUUGCCAAGUGGUUCGUUGGACGAUGAGAAGAAUAAGCGAGCAUGCCUCAUCCUGAGUGACAAGAAGUAUCGGCAGCACCCGGACACCAUCAAAUUCACGAGCCCUGCUGACUCUAUGUCAAUGGUUCUGGCGAAGCACAACUCUGAGAUGAUGAACCAGCGCUCAUACACGUCAGCUUGGGAGAAGGAUAAAACCAGCGUUCACAUUAUGCCAGACACGCCUGAUAUUUUGCUAGCGCAGCAGAACAGACUGAACUACAGCGAGAAACUGUACAAGCUUGCUAUGGAAGAAGAGAAGAAAAAGGGGUAUGACCUGCGAGCAGAUGCCAUUCCUAUCAAGGCUGCAAAAGCUUCCAGAGAUAUUGCAAGUGAUUAUAAGUAUAAAGAAGGCUAUCGUAAGCAGCUUGGCCACCAUAUUGGAGCGCGGAACAUAGAGGAUGACCCGAAGAUGCUGUGGUCUAUGCACGUAGCCAAGGUCCAGAGUGACAGGGAGUACAAGAAAGCCUUUGAGAAGACAAAGACGCACUUCAGUAGCCCGGUGGACAUGCUGGGAAUUGUGUUGGCAAAGAAAUGUCAGGAGCUGGUCAGUGAUAUUGAUUACCGCCACUAUCUGCAUCAGUGGACCUGUCUGCCAGACCAGAAUGAUGUUAUCCAUGCUAAGAAGGCCUAUGAUCUACAGAGUGAUAAUUACUACAAGUCAGACCUUGAAUGGCUGCGGGGCAUUGGCUGGGUCCCAAUUGGUUCCUUGGAUGUUGAAAAAGCCAAGAAAGCAGGAGAGAUUUUGAGUGAUAAAGUGUACCGUCAGCCUCCAGACACAAUCAAGUUUACUAGUGUCACUGAUUCUCUGGAGAUGGUCUUAGCCAAGCAGAAUGCAGAGAUGAUGAAUAAGCGUUUAUAUACUGAGGCCUGGGAUAAAGACAAGACACAAAUCCAUAUAAUGCCUGACACACCUGAAAUCACACUGGCAAAACAGAAUAUGCAAAACUACAGUGCGAAACUUUAUAAACAUGCCAUGGAAGAAGCAAAAAAGAAAGGCCAUGACUUGCGAGGAGAUGCUAUUCCCAUUCAAGCUGCCAAAGCAUCCAGAGAAAUUGCCAGUGAUUACAAAUACAAAGAAGGCUAUCGCAAGCAGCUUGGCCACCAUAUUGGAGCGCGGAACAUAGAGGAUGACCCGAAGAUGCUGUGGUCUAUGCACGUAGCCAAGAUCCAGAGUGACAGGGAGUACAAGAAAGCCUUUGAGAAGACAAAGACGCACUUCAGUAGCCCGGUGGACAUGCUGGGAAUUGUGUUGGCAAAGAAAUGUCAGGAGCUGGUCAGUGAUAUUGAUUACCGCCACUAUCUGCAUCAGUGGAUCUGUCUGCCAGACCAGAAUGAUGUUAUCCAUGCUAAGAAGGCCUAUGAUCUACAGAGUGAUAAUUACUACAAGUCAGACCUUGAAUGGCUGCGGGGCAUUGGCUGGGUCCCAAUUGGUUCCUUGGAUGUUGAAAAAGCCAAGAAAGCAGGAGAGAUUUUGAGUGAUAAAGUGUACCGUCAGCCUCCAGACACAAUCAAGUUUACUAGUGUCACUGAUUCUCUGGAGAUGGUCUUAGCCAAGCAGAAUGCAGAGACAAUGAAUAAGCGUUUAUACACUGAAGCGUGGAAUAAAGACAAGACUAUGAUUCAUGUUAUGCCUGACACACCAGAAAUUCUACUAGCUAAGCAAAACCAAAUGAACUACAGUCAGAAAGUGUACAAACUGGCUUUGGAGGAAUCGAAGAAGAAGGGUCAUGAUCUGCGUUUUGAUGCCAUUCCUAUCCAAGCUGCCAAGGCAUCCAGAGAGAUUGCCAGUGAUUACAAAUACAAAGAAGGCUAUCGCAAGCAGCUUGGCCACCAUAUUGGAGCGCGGAACAUAGAGGAUGACCCGAAGAUGCUGUGGUCUAUGCACGUAGCCAAGAUCCAGAGUGACAGGGAGUACAAGAAAGCCUUUGAGAAGACAAAGACGCACUUCAGUAGCCCGGUGGACAUGCUGGGAAUUGUGUUGGCAAAGAAAUGUCAGGAGCUGGUCAGUGAUAUUGAUUACCGCCACUAUCUGCAUCAGUGGAUCUGUCUGCCAGACCAGAAUGAUGUUAUCCAUGCUAAGAAGGCCUAUGAUCUACAGAGUGAUGCUGUUUACAAAUCAGAUUUGGAAUGGCUAAGGGGAAUUGGAUGGGUACCUAUUGGUUCUGUGGACAUUGAGAAAGCAAAGAAAGCUGGAGAAAUCCUGAGUGAAAAGAAGUAUCGUCAGCCAGCAGAUCAGAUUAAAUUUACUAGUGUGCCAGAUUCUUUGGCCAUGGUCUUAGCCAAGCAAAAUGCUGAGAUGAUGAACAAGCGAUUAUACACAGAAGCCUGGGAUGCUGACAAAACUUCAAUUCAUGUAAUGCCUGAUACACCAACAAUACUAUUAGCAAAGGCCAAUGCAGCUAAUAUUAGCCAAAAACUUUAUACACAAGCCUGGGACGAAGCCAAAAAGAAGGGUUAUGACAUGAGAGCUGAUGCAAUUCCAAUCCGAAGUGCAAAAGCAUCAAGAGAUAUUGCAAGUGAUUACAAGUACAAAGAAACCCACGAGAAACAGAAGGGGCACUACAUUGGGUGCCGAACCGCCAAGGAGGAUCCCAAACUGUCGUGGGCCGCGCGUGUGAUGAUGAUGCAGAACGACCGAAUCUACCGGAAGGCAUACCACGAUUCAAAGUCCCGGGUCCACAUACCGGUCGAUAUGAUGGCUGUGCGGGCAGCCAAGGAGUGCCAGACGCUGGUCAGUGAUGUUGACUACCGGCAUUACCUCCACGAGUGGACGUGUUUGCCUGACCAGAAUGAUGUGAUCCAAGCAAGGAAGGCCUACGACCUGCAGAGCGAUAACCUGUACAAGUCCGACCUGGAAUGGUUGCGUGGCAUUGGCUGGUUGACAGAAGGUUCUGUGGACGUGGUUAAAGCAAAGAGAGCCCAGGAGCUCCUGAGUGAGAGGUUGUAUCGCACACGGCCAGAGGAGCUGAAAUUCACCAGCAUAACUGACACGCCAGAUGUUGUCCAGGCUAAGAUCAAUGCUUUGCAGAUCAGUGACCACCUGUACCAUGAGGCCUGGGACAGAGAUAAGACGCAGAUCUCCAUGCCUUCUGACACACCUGUAUUGCUGCAAUCCAAAGUUAACGCUCAGAACAUCAGCAAUAAACAUUAUCAGAAGGCCUGGGAGGAGGCCAAGGCGAAAAGCUAUGACAUACGAGCCGAUGCCAUUCCCAUCAAGCAUGCCAAGGCUUCCAGAGACAUUGCUAGUGAGUACAAGUACAAAGAAACCCACGAGAAACAGAAGGGGCACUACAUUGGGUGCCGAACCGCCAAGGAGGAUCCCAAACUGUCGUGGGCCGCGCGUGUGAUGAUGAUGCAGAACGACCGAAUCUACCGGAAGGCAUACCACGAUUCAAAGUCCCGGGUCCACAUACCGGUCGAUAUGAUGGCUGUGCGGGCAGCCAAGGAGUGCCAGACGCUGGUCAGUGAUGUUGACUACCGGCAUUACCUCCACGAGUGGACGUGUUUGCCUGACCAGAAUGAUGUGAUCCAAGCAAGGAAGGCCUACGACCUGCAGAGCGAUAACCUGUACAAGUCCGACCUGGAAUGGUUGCGUGGCAUUGGCUGGUUGACAGAAGGUUCUGUGGACGUGGUUAAAGCAAAGAGAGCCCAGGAGCUCCUGAGUGAGAGGUUGUAUCGCACACGGCCAGAGGAGCUGAAAUUCACCAGCAUAACUGACACGCCAGAUGUUGUCCAGGCUAAGAUCAAUGCUUUGCAGAUCAGUGACCAUCUGUACCAUGAGGCCUGGGACAGAGAUAAGACGCAGAUCUCCAUGCCUUCUGACACACCUGUAUUGCUGCAAUCCAAAGUUAACGCUCAGAACAUCAGCAAUAAACAUUAUCAGAAGGCCUGGGAGGAGGCCAAGGCGAAAAGCUAUGACAUACGAGCCGAUGCCAUUCCCAUCAAGCAUGCCAAGGCUUCCAGAGACAUUGCUAGUGAGUACAAGUACAAAGAAACCCACGAGAAACAGAAGGGGCACUACAUUGGGUGCCGAACCGCCAAGGAGGAUCCCAAACUGUCGUGGGCCGCGCAUGUGAUGAUGAUGCAGAACGACCGAAUCUACCGGAAGGCAUACCACGAUUCAAAGUCCCGGGUCCACAUACCGGUCGAUAUGAUGGCUGUGCGGGCAGCCAAGGAGUGCCAGACGCUGGUCAGUGAUGUUGACUACCGGCAUUACCUCCACGAGUGGACGUGUUUGCCUGACCAGAAUGAUGUGAUCCAAGCAAGGAAGGCCUACGACCUGCAGAGCGAUAACCUGUACAAGUCCGACCUGGAAUGGUUGCGUGGCAUUGGCUGGUUGACAGAAGGUUCUGUGGACGUGGUUAAAGCAAAGAGAGCCCAGGAGCUCCUGAGUGAGAGGUUGUAUCGCACACGGCCAGAGGAGCUGAAAUUCACCAGCAUAACUGACACGCCAGAUGUUGUCCAGGCUAAGAUCAAUGCUUUGCAGAUCAGUGACCACCUGUACCAUGAGGCCUGGGACAGAGAUAAGACGCAGAUCUCCAUGCCUUCUGACACGCCUGUAUUGCUGCAAUCCAAAGUUAACGCUCAGAACAUCAGCAAUAAACAUUAUCAGAAGGCCUGGGAGGAGGCCAAGGCGAAAAGCUAUGACAUACGAGCCGAUGCCAUUCCCAUCAAGCAUGCCAAGGCUUCCAGAGACAUUGCUAGUGAGUACAAGUACAAAGAAACCCACGAGAAACAGAAGGGGCACUACAUUGGGUGCCGAACCGCCAAGGAGGAUCCCAAACUGUCGUGGGCCGCGCGUGUGAUGAUGAUGCAGAACGACCGAAUCUACCGGAAGGCAUACCACGAUUCAAAGUCCCGGGUCCACAUACCGGUCGAUAUGAUGGCUGUGCGGGCAGCCAAGGAGUGCCAGACGCUGGUCAGUGAUGUUGACUACCGGCAUUACCUCCACGAGUGGACGUGUUUGCCUGACCAGAAUGAUGUGAUCCAAGCAAGGAAGGCCUACGACCUGCAGAGCGAUAACCUGUACAAGUCCGACCUGGAAUGGUUGCGUGGCAUUGGCUGGUUGACAGAAGGUUCUGUGGACGUGGUUAAAGCAAAGAGAGCCCAGGAGCUCCUGAGUGAGAGGUUGUAUCGCACACGGCCAGAGGAGCUGAAAUUCACCAGCAUAACUGACACGCCAGAUGUUGUCCAGGCUAAGAUCAAUGCUUUGCAGAUCAGUGACCACCUGUACCAUGAGGCCUGGGACAGAGAUAAGACGCAGAUCUCCAUGCCUUCUGACACGCCUGUAUUGCUGCAAUCCAAAGUUAACGCUCAGAACAUCAGCAAUAAACAUUAUCAGAAGGCCUGGGAGGAGGCCAAGGCGAAAAGCUAUGACAUACGAGCCGAUGCCAUUCCCAUCAAGCAUGCCAAGGCUUCCAGAGACAUUGCUAGUGAGUACAAGUACAAAGAAACCCACGAGAAACAGAAGGGGCACUACAUUGGGUGCCGAACCGCCAAGGAGGAUCCCAAACUGUCGUGGGCCGCGCGUGUGAUGAUGAUGCAGAACGACCGAAUCUACCGGAAGGCAUACCACGAUUCAAAGUCCCGGGUCCACAUACCGGUCGAUAUGAUGGCUGUGCGGGCAGCCAAGGAGUGCCAGACGCUGGUCAGUGAUGUUGACUACCGGCAUUACCUCCACGAGUGGACGUGUUUGCCUGACCAGAAUGAUGUGAUCCAAGCAAGGAAGGCCUACGACCUGCAGAGCGAUGUUGUCUAUAAAUCAGAUCUGGAAUGGCUCCGUGGAAUUGGCUGGUUGCCAAAUGAUUCUCCUGAUGUAAAGAGAGUAAAGCAUGCCCAGGAUCUCCUGAGUGACAAUGUGUACCGUACACCUAUAGAAAGCCUGAAAUAUACCAGUGUUGUUGAUUCUCCAGAUGUUCUUCAAGCUAAAGUUAAUGCUGAACAAGUCAGCGUUCCAAAAUACAAAGAAGCAUGGGAAAAGGACAAGACUAUGAUACAUAUGACGUCAGACACACCUGCAAUCAACCUAGCCAAGACUAAUGCUCUUAAUUAUAGCCAGAAACUGUACAAGGAAGCUUGGGAUGAGUUGAAAAUGAGUUGUGAUUUGAGAGCAGAUGCAAUCCCCAUCAAGGCAGCCAAAGCUUCCAGGGAAAUUGCUAGUGAUUAUAAAUACAAACUGGAUCAUGAGAAACAGAAAGGACAUUAUGUUGGAGUUCCGAAUGCCAAAGCAGAUACGAGAAUGCGGUUUGCCCUUGGCAUAGGCAAGGUUCAAAGUGAACUAGAGUACAAGAAGCACUUUGCCAAAUGGAAGGCACAGUGCCACCUGCCAGCUGAUAUGUUAUCCAUUCUGUCAGCCAAGCAUGGUCAAUCCUUAGUCAGUGAUGUUGAUUACCGUCAUUACUUGCAUCAGUGGAUCUGUCUUCCAGAUCAGAAUGAUAUCAUACAUGCUAGGAAAGCCUACGAUCUUCAGAGUGAUGCUGUUUACAAAUCUGAUUUAGAAUGGCUACGUGGAAUUGGAUGGUUGCCAAAUGAUUCAGUUGGAAUCAACCAUGUCAAACAUGCUGGAGAUCUCUUGAAUGAGAAAAAGUAUCGUACAAAAGCUGAAACUCUUCCAUUUACUCCAGUGGCAGACAGAGUUGAUUAUAUCACAGCAAAGAAAAGUGGUGAAAUUCUUAGUGAUGUUAAAUAUCACAAAGCAUGGAAUGAAGUCAAGUCGAAUUACACUCUCACUGAUACACCACAGCUAGAUAUGGCCCGAGAGGCAGCCAGAAUUCUUAAUCAAAAUUUAUACAAGGAAAGCUGGGAGAAAGAAAAAGCCACUGGUUACCUCUUACCUCCUGACACAGUGCAGAUCUGUCAUGCCAAGCACUCAAAUGAUGUCCAAAGUGAACUUAAAUAUAAAGUUGACUAUGUGAAACAACGAGGACACUACGUUGGAGUUCCCUCUAUGAGAGAUGACCCCAAACUGGUGUGGUUUGAGCACGCAGGCGAGAUCCAGAAUGACAGAUUGUACAAAUCAGAUUAUCACAAAACUAAGUCUAGAAUUCACAUUCCUCCAGAUAUGAUGUCAGUUAUGGCAGCCAAGGAAUGUCAGACCUUGGUCAGUGAUAUUGAUUACCGCCAAUACCUGCAUCAAUGGACAUGUCAUCCUGACCAGAAUGACUGUAUUCAGGCUAGGAAGGCCUAUGAUCUGCAAAGUGAUAAUAUUUACAAAUCUGAUUUGGAAUGGCUCCGCGGCUGUGGUUGGAUUCCUCUGGAUUCAGUGGAACACAAGAAAGUUAAGCAUGCACAAAAAUUGAUAAAUAAGAGAGCAUAUACAAAAGAAGCCCUUGAUAAUUUUUCCAAUUAUACAAGUGUGGUUGAUACUCCAGACAUUGUUUUGGCAAAGAUUAACUCUGUCAAUCAGAGUGAUCUAAAAUACAAAGAAACAUUUAACCUUGAGAAAGGCCAGUACAUUGGGUCUGAUGAUACUCCUGCGCUGAACCAUGCCAGAGACAUGUCCUUACUAUAUAGUGAUAAACUUUAUAAAAAUGCUUGGGAAAUCAGUAAGCCUAUUGGUUAUACUUUGGAUGAGAAGUACAUCCCACUUGUUGGAGCUAAGCAUGCAAAUUACAUUAAUAGUGAGCUUAAAUAUAAGGAAAUAUAUGAGAAGCUGAAAGGCCAUUACCUGGCUGGGAAGGAUAUUGGUGAUUUCCCCGGUGUCAUUCACUCACUAGCAUUCCAGAAAAUACGGAGCGCGUUGGCAUACAGAAAGAAUUAUGAAGAUACCAAAGCAAAUGUCCAUAUCCCAAGUGACAUGAUGAAUCAUGUGCUAGCUAAAAAAUGCCAGUAUAUUCUCAGUGAUCUAGAAUACAGAACUUACUUUCAUCAGUGGAAUUGUUCACCUGAAGAAAAUGAUGUUAUUCAAGCCAGAAAAGCCCAGGAGAUUUUGAGUGAUGUGGUAUAUAAAGAUGACUUAAAUUGGCUGAAGGGACUUGGAUGCUAUGUCUGGGAUACUCCGCAAAUCCUGCAUGCUAAAAAAUCGUAUGACCUCCAGAGCCAAAUAAAAUAUACAGCUGCAGGAAAAGAGAAUUUGCAGAACUUUGGUGUUGUUACUGAUACACCUCUCUAUGUGACUGCAGUGCAGAGUGGUAUAAAUGCUAGUGAGGUGAAAUACAAAGCAAAUUACCACAAAACUAAAGACAAGUAUACAACUGUGACUGAAACAGUGGAUUCUGAAAGAGUUCAAAAUUUGAAACAUCUUUUUAGCAAUAAUCUCUACAAGGAAGCCUGGGAUAAAGUGAAAGCUACUGGCUAUAUGUUGCCCUCUGAUACAGUCUCCUUAGCACGUGCAAAAGAACUGAAGCAUAAUGCUAGUAUAGUAAAAUAUCGGGAAGAGUAUGACAAGUUUAAAGCAUUGUACACAUUACCCAGAGGUGUUGAAGAUGAUCCCAACACAGCAAGGUGCCUGAGAGUUGGAAAGCUUAAUAUUGAUCGCCUGUACAAGGAAGUCUAUGAAAAGAAUAAAGCCAAAAUCCACAUUAUUCCAGACAUGGUAGACAUAAUUUCUGCUAAGGAUGCACAGAAGAAAGUCAGUGAAAUUGAUUACCGCACACAUCUUCAUGAGUGGAUGUGUCUACCAGAUCUUCAAAUCAAUGCCCAUGUUCGAAAAGUCACUGAUCAACUUAGUGAUGUGGUAUAUAAGGAUGAUCUCAACUGGCUGAAAGGCAUUGGCUGCUUUGUCUGGGACACUCCUGAAAUUCUUCAUGCCAAACAUGCAUAUGACCUUCGCAGUGAUAUUAAGUACAAAUCUAAGGCAGAGAAAAUGAAGAAUGACUACACUGUGGUCAUGGACACUCCUGUUUAUGUCCAGAAUGUCCUCAGUGGCAAGAAUCUGAGUGAAGCUAUCUAUCGCAGCGAAUAUAGACACAAUAUCAAAGGCAAAAUGAUUCCUACUAAUAAAACAGUAGAUUUGGAGCGGGCAAAUCAUGCACACAAAAUACAGAGUGAAAAUUUGUAUCGCUGGGCUGGUUUGAAUGCUCUACCUACUGGAUACAAACUUCCUACAAAUACCCCAAGCUUUCAGCAUGCUAAACAUGUCCAAUACAUUGGCAGUGAUCUGAAAUAUAAAGAAGCCUAUGAACAUAUGAAAGCUAAAGGUUAUACUCUGGGACCUAAAGAUGUUGGGUUUGAAAAUGUAAAGAAAGUGAAUCAAGUCAUUAAUGAGAGGCUGUAUCGGGCAAUAUACCACAAGUACAAGGACAAGAUUCAUACCACUCCUGACACACCAGAAAUCCGUCAAGUCAGAGCUACACAGGAAGCUGUCAGUGAUCUCAUCUACAAGUCAGAUUUCUUUAAGAUGCAGGGACACUUGAUUCCCCUGCCAUACACACCUCAGGUGUUACACUGCCGCUAUGCUGUGGACAUCGCAAGUGAUAAUAAAUACAAAGAGGAUCUAAAGUGGUUGAAGGGCUUGGGUUGCUUCCUAUAUGAUACGCCUGACAUGGUCCGUGCUCGCCAGCUGCGUAAACUUUGGUCUAAUUAUAUAUACACUGAUAAUGCAAAGAAGAUGCGAGAUAAAUACAGUGUGGUAUUGGAUACUCCUGGAUACAGGACUGUUCAAGAAUUAAAAACACAUUUGAGUGAACUGGUUUACAGAGCUGCAGGCAAGGAGCUGAAGACAAAAUAUACUUCCAUCCUUGAUACACCUGAUUUCUUAAGAGCCAAACAAGGACAAAAAAUACAGAGCCAGUAUUUGUAUGUGGAGCUUGCCACAAAAGAAAGACCCCAUCACCAUGCUGGUGGUCAGACUCCAGCUUUUACCCAUGCUAGGCAUGUAAAGGACAUGGUUAGUGAGAAAAAGUAUAAAAUCCAAUAUGAGAAGAUGAAGGACAAAUACACACCUGUCCCUGACACACCAAUCUUGAUCAGAGCCAAGAGAGCAUACCUGAAUGCUAGUGAUUUGCGCUACAAAGAAACCUUUGAGAACGCAAAGGGGAAAUACCACACAGUGAAAGAUGCUUUGAAUAUUGUCUAUCAUCGAAAGGUCACUGAUGAUAUAAGCAGUGUGAAAUAUAAAGAAAACUACAUGAGUCAGUUGGGAAUCUGGAGAUCUAUCCCAGACCGGCCAGAGCAUUCCCAUCAUCGUGCAGUCACAGAUGCUAUCAGUGAUGUUAAAUAUAAGGAAGACUUAUCAUGGCUUAGAGGCAUCGGCUGUUAUGCAUGGGAUACACCAGAUUUUGCUCUAGCAGAAAAAAAUAAGGUGCUCUACAGUGGGUGUAAGUACAAGGAGAUAUUUGAGAAGACCAAGUCUCAUUUUAAGUAUGUAGCUGACUCUCCAAUUAACAGGCAUUUUAAAUAUGCCACUAAGUUGAUGGAUGAGAAAAAGUAUAAGUCCUUUGCCAAGAUGUUGCUGAAACAAGGAUGUAAUGAAAUUCUGAGGCCAGAUAUGCUGAGAGCACUCUACAACACAUACUUAUGGAGCCAGGUCGAAUAUAAAAAGGAAUAUGAAAAGAAGAAAGACAAAUAUACUACAAUUGUGGAUACUCCAGAACACCUAAGGACUACAAAAGUGAACAAACAGAUCAGUGAUAUUAUUUACAAGUUGGAAUAUAACAAAGCAAAGCCUAAAGGAUAUACUACAAUCCAUGAUACACCAAUGUUACUGCAUGUGCGCAAGGUCAAGGACAGAAUAAGUGAUCUGAAAUACAAAGAGCUGUAUGAGAGGAAUAAAUCUCAUUGCAAUGUCAUAGUCGAUUCAGUUCAUAUUAAGACUCCAAGGCAUGCUUACAAGCUAAACAGCAAUCUGGAUUAUAAGAAAAAAUAUGAAGCAGCCAAAGCUCAUUGGCACUGGAUUGCCGAUAGGCCUGACUUUGUGCAAGCAGCCAAGUCAUCUCUGCAACAGAGUGAUUAUGAAUACAAGCUGGACCGUGAAUUCCUAAAAGGAUGCAAACUCUCUGUCACAGAUGAUAAAAACACAGUAUUGGCUUUAAAUAAUGCCAUCUUGGCAAGUGAUAUAAAAUACAAAGAGAAGCAUAACAAAGCUCGAGGAACAUACCACGUUGUUCCAGAUACACCUCAGAUCCUCUUGGCUAAGAAUGUCAGCUCUCUUGUGUCUGAGAACAAAUACAAAGAACAUAGCAAGAAGCAGCUUCCACAUGGGUCUUAUACAACCCUGCCUGAGACACGAGACACUGCUCAUGUGAAAGAGGUGACCAAGAAUGUCAGUGAGACAAAUUAUAAAAAGAACUUUGUGAAGGAGAAAGGCAAGUCUAACUAUUCAGUGAUGUUGGAGCCUCCUGAAGUGAAACAUGCCAUGGAAGUGGCUAAGAAACAGAGUACCAUUGAAUACAAGAAAGAUGCCAAAUCCAAGCUCCACUACACACCUAUAGCAGAUCGACCAGAUAUUAAAAAAGCAACGCAAGCUGCCAAGUUAAUUAGCGAUAUUGACUAUAAGAAGCGUGGAGAAGCUGGCAUAGGUGUAACAAUGCUGGGACGUCCGGAUAUUGAACUUGCAAAGGAGGUGUCAAAGCUAACUAGCCAGGUUAAAUACAAGGAGAAUUUUUCCAGAGAGAAGGGUAAAAAGCCAAAGUAUGAUUUAAAGGAGGCUAAAAUCUACAAGACCAUGAAAGAUGCUCACAACAUGGCUAGUGAGGUGAAGUAUAAGGCAGAUUUAAAGAAACUUCAUAAGCCUGUCACAGACAUGUCUGAAUCGCUGAUUAUGAACCAUGUCCUGAGUACAAGCCAACUCGCCAGUGCUUACCAGUACAAGAAGCAAUAUGAGAAGAGUAAGGGUCACUACCAUGUGGUGCCAGAUAAUCUCGAACAGGUUCAUCUAAGGGAGGCAUCAGAACUACAGAGCCAAGUUAAAUACAGAGAAAAGUAUGAGAAGGAAAAAGGAAAACCUAUGUUGGACUUUGAAACUCCAACAUACCUUACUGCAAAAGAAUCUCAGCUCAUGCAGAGUGAGAAAGAAUAUAAGAGGGACUUUGAAGAGUCCAUUAAGGGCAGAAACCUAACUGGCUUGGAGAUUACACCGUCCUUAUUACAUGUCAAAUAUGCAACCAAAAUAGCAAGCGAGAAAGAGUACAGGAAGGAUCUGGAGGAAGGUGUCAAAGGCAAAGGUCUAACAGCCUUAGAAGAGACUCCAGACAUGUUAAGAGCAAAGAAUGCAACUCAAAUCCUAAAUGAGAAAGAGUACAAAAAAGCACUGGAAUUGGAAAUCAAAGGAAGAGGUCUGACAGAACUGGCUUUGGAGACGCCAGAUUUUGUGAGAGCAAAGAAUGCCACUGACAUUGCCAGCCAGAUCAAAUACAAACAGUUGGCAGAAAUGGAGAAAGCCAACUACACCAGUGUUGUUGAUACUCCAGAGAUUAUUCAUGCCCAGCAGGUCAAGAACCUUUCAAGCCAGAAAAAGUAUAAGGAAGAUGCAGAAAGGACCAUGCCAUACUAUGUGCCUGUUACAGACACACCAGAAAUGCAGAGAGUCCGUGAGAAUCAAAAGAACUUUAGCACACUUCAGUAUCAGUGGGACCUACAGAACAGUAAAGGAAAAGUUACUGUGGUACAAGACACACCAGAAAUACUGCGCGUGAAAGAAAACCAGAAGAAUUUCAGCUCGAUUUUAUAUAAAGAAGAUAUUGGAACUGGAACUACUAUUGAAAAGACACCAGAGAUGCAGAGAGUUAAGCGAACCCAGGAUGCAAUUAGCUCGAUUAAGUACAAGGAGAGCAUUGGAAAAGGAACUCCAAUUCCUGAUCUCCCGGAAGUGAAGCGUGUCAAGGAGACCCAGAAACACAUCAGCUCGGUGUUGUACAAAGAGGACCUAGGGACAGGUACCCCAACACCUGUCACUCCAGAAAUAGAGAGAGUCAAACGCAAUCAAGAACACAUUAGCUCGGUGUUAUACAAAGAGGGCUUAGGGACUGGCACUCCAACACCGGUCACUCCAGAGAUGGAGAGAGUCAAACGCAAUCAAGAGAACAUUAGCUCGGUGUUGUACAAAGAGGGGCUGGGGAUUGGAACCCCAGUACCUGUAACUCCUGAGAUGGAGAGAGUCAAACGCAAUCAAGAAAACUUUAGCUCGGUGUUGUACAAGGAGGAUCUGGGGACAGGGACCCCAACACCUAUCACUCCUGAGAUUGAAAGAGUCAAACGCAAUCAAGAAAUCUUUAGCUCGGUAUUAUACAAGGAGGAUCUGGGGACAGGGACCCCAACACCUAUCACUCCUGAGAUUGAAAGAGUCAAACGCAAUCAAGAAAUCUUUAGCUCGGUGUUGUACAAAGAGGAUCUGGGGACAGGAACCCCAAUACCUGUCACUCCUGAGGUUGAGAGAGUCAAACGCAAUCAAGAACACAUUAGCUCGGUGUUGUACAAAGAGAGCGUGGGGACUGGGACCCCCACUCCAAUCACUCCAGAGAUUGAGAGGGUCAAACGCAAUCAAGAAAUCUGUAGCUCGGUGUUGUACAAAGAAAACAUAGGGAAAGCAACCCCAACACCUGUCACUCCUGAGAUGGAAAGAGUCAAACGCAAUCAAGAAAUCAUUAGCUCGGUUUUGUACAAAGAAAAUGUGGGGAAAGUGACCCCAACUCCUAUCACUCCAGAGAUGGAGAGAGUCAAACGCAAUCAAGAAAUCAUUAGCUCGGUGUUGUACAAAGAAAACUUGGGGCGAGCAACCCCCACCCCUAUCACUCCAGAGAUGGAGAGAGUCAAACGCAAUCAAGAACACAUUAGCUCGGUUGUAUACAAAGAAGGUUUAGGGAAGGCAACCCCCACCCCGGUCACUCCAGAGAUGGAGAGAGUCAAACGCAAUCAAGAACACAUUAGCUCGGUUUUGUACAAAGAACAUCUGGCAAAAGGAACUCCAACACCAAUCACUCCAGAGAUGGAGAGAGCUAGGCGCAAUCAAGAAAACAUUAGCUCGGUUCUUUAUUCUGAUAGUUUCCGAAAACAAGUACAAGGCAAAGCUGCCUACGUACUGGAUACACCUGAAAUGCGGCGUGUAAGAGAGACCCAGAAACACAUAUCUACAGUGAAGUACCAUGAAGAUUUUGAGAAAAGCAAAGGUAGUUUCACGCCUGUAGUUACUGACCCCAUUACAGAACGCGUGAAAAAGAACAUGCAGGACUUCAGUGACAUCAGCUAUAGGGGCAUUCAAAGACGAGUAGUACAAAUGGAGCGAAGGCGUGUGGACCAGGAUCAAGAGAAUCUCACAGAUCUUCGUGUAUGGCGCACUAAUCCUGGGUCAGUCUUUGACUACGACCCAGCAGAAGACAACAUUCAGUCCAGAAGCUUACACAUGAUCUCUGUCCAAGCCCAGCGCCGUAGCAGGGAGCAUUCCCGCUCUGCCAGUGCCCUAAGCCUCAGCGGUGGGGAUGAGAAAUCUGAGCCCUCAGAUGGUGUGGAUCAACACUUGUCCUACUACAGCAAUGGGGGCUUCUUUACCACAACUACAACAGUGGGCUACAAACACGUUAAAACUAUAGAGCUGCCACAACAAAGAUCAUCUUCAGUUGCCACCCAGCAGACAACUGUAUCCUCGGUUCCUUCUCACCCAUCUACUGCUGGUAAGACGUACCGGGCCAUGUACGACUACAUGGCGGCCGAUGCCGAUGAAGUUUCCUUCAAAGAUGGCGACACAAUCGUAAACGUUCAAGCAAUCGAUGAAGGCUGGAUGUACGGGACCGUCCAGAGGACCGGCAAGACUGGCAUGCUGCCGGCCAACUACGUAGAAGCUGUCUAAAGCAACCCCAUCUUUCCAUAAAGCCUAUCGGCGUGGCAUAAACACGCAGGCACCUCUCACAACGUGAGCUGGGGCGGGGGGGGGGGGCCCUUCUCAGCGAGCCGUACCAUUUUCCAUGUCGGUAACGCUUUAUGAGCCAUCCUCUCGGGAGGCGUGGGGGAGGGUGGAGAGAGAGAAAACAACAACAAAAACACCCUACUGCCGUACUACAGUAACUGCAGAGCAAAACACUCUUAAAUUAUCUUUCCAAAACGCUUCUGAAAACUGCCUGUAAAAACACUACCAGUCAUCACUCAUAAGAGAACUGUAUUUUUACAUAGCCUGGACUUGCAUACAAAAUGUUUCUGUACUGAUAACCACCCUUUUGUUUACCAAGCUAGAAGUGCAAUCCAGUUGAUUAGCACAGAACUAGUCAGGUAUUUAAGAUUACUUAAUAUUACUUUAUUGGUUUUUUCCCAUGAAGAGAAAUAGUAGUUCUCUGGACUACUCUAAAAUGUUUGAAUGUAUGUAUUUCUUUUCCAUGUAAGCAAUACUUAAGCUUAGUAUCUCAAACCAAACAGUAUUUAUCUGGGGAAAAAAAUACCACAGCAAAAGCCUCUCUGCCUGCUAAGCACUCAUGCAUGUGUUUUUCAUCCAAGUGUUCUGGGGUCAAAAGCUGUUAUUUCUUGUAAAUUAGUGAGUAAAUAAAGCUAAUGUUUCUGCAGUA